AUGGCCACGCCGCUGUACUUGACAGCUGGCAAAGACAGAAAUGUCGUGCUGCGGAAUGCAGAAUCUGUGGUCAGUGUGCUGAGGCGUGUGUUUCUGGUGCGGUGCCCUGGCAACGACUGCCCCCGUGUGACUACUGACAGUGGGGAAGAUGUGGUGCAUCUUGAUGCGUGCGCUAGCACCUCCGUCUCGUCGCGGGUGUACCUGUCCGACCUCCGUGUGCUGUCUGCACAAGCUGGCGUGUACGCUGUGUGUGUCGAUGAUGGUGAUGGAGAGUACACUGCUCCUGCUGCGCUGCCGGUGACGGUGCUGGAGAAGCCCUUUGCCUUCAAGAUAACUGCUGACCCGGACCGGAACACUGUUACGAUUGGUGUCAGUGGCGGCGACCUCGAGUGGCGCAGAGAGCCGUACACGGUGUGCGCCGUGCCGCUGAGUGACACGUGUGAUUCCGUGUCUGCUGGGCCUCGUAUGUGUGAGAAGAGUGAGCUCCCAAAUUCAUUAUCCGUGUUUCUGGACCUCGCCAGCAGGGGAAUGCUUGUUAAGGAUGUGAAGCUCUGCUUCAUCGCAGCCAACGUGACAAUCGGAGGACGCACCUACACACAGAUGUUCGAUUUGUCGGAAGGGAAGGGGGGGAAAAAAUUGUCUGGUGGAGUCAUCGCCGGGAUUGUUAUUGCUGGCAUCGCUCUGGUAAUUGCUUUGGUUGUCACCGUUGUGUAUGUGUUGCCCCGGCGACGAAAAAACAGAAGGGAGUCGCUGGACACUGGCACACAACCCUUGUCGACGGUGCCACACUCUGUGCAGAGGGAAUCAAAUCCUCUGACAACUGUUUCUGUCGACGCUUCACCGCCCACGACUGUUCCUCCACAAGACGAUGGUGCUGUCCAGGUGCCUGUUUUUGAGCAGUCAGGCAACGCAGUGGAGCAGCACAGGGACCCCAGAGCUCUACAAGAGGUGGUGGAUGGGAACUCAGCUCCUUUGACGGGCACGCACGAGAACGGCGCUAUGAUUAUAACUGGUAAUAAUAACUCACAUGGCAACAGCGCACAGAUAGCGUCAAGAGUUGGUACUAGUGGUACAGUUUCAUCUCGUCGACGUUUGCUGAGAAGGACAGUAAACAAUGUGACAGAACUACACGCCAUGCUGCGGAAUGGAGUACAGGGUGGUGUUGUUCCUCAGCGCAAUGCAAUCGAGGAAUUUCACGAUGAACUAUCUAUGGGAAACCCUUCCGUGGAGCAUGUUCUAGGGCCCAAUACGUGGAUUGUUUUGCCUCCAGUUUUGAAUGCGGGAUUUCCGGAAGAUGAUUUAUGCCUCCCACUGACGAAUCAAAACCUUGAUUUCUUGCGUUCCGCAGAGUCACGCAUCACCCACCCCAGUGAAAUGGAUGAAGAUUCGGAGGAGUCGGAGGAAAGGGAUCCUAAGAGGCGUGAGGCUCUUUACAAGAAAUUCUUGGCUAAGGAGAAGAAAACGCGUAAAUCUGUAGAAGAGUGGUGCGAUAACGUGAACCAGGUGGGUAUUGUGUAUUACGACCCAUUCGGAAGAGACUACUACAACUGCGGGCCAUUUACUAUACGCUCGUAG
This is a messenger RNA of Trypanosoma grayi, 1575 nucleotides long. RefSeq lists its product as hypothetical. NCBI's taxonomy places the organism in Eukaryota, Euglenozoa, Kinetoplastea, Trypanosomatida, Trypanosomatidae. The transcript has a single exon. The record is from RefSeq and is a predicted model, not a curated record. Bases 1 to 1575 code for a protein of 524 amino acids.